Molecule: messenger RNA, 1110 nt
Organism: Aspergillus japonicus CBS 114.51
Lineage: Eukaryota; Fungi; Ascomycota; Eurotiomycetes; Eurotiales; Aspergillaceae
Exons: 2
Coding region: 1-1110 (369 amino acids)
Biological process (GO): secondary metabolic process
Source: RefSeq, a predicted model, not a curated record
AUGGUCAACCUCGACGUGAUCCACGCCUCCAACACCACCCUGGUGAAGAGCCAACCCCUGGUGGCCGUCUUCUUCGGCGGCACCUCCGGGAUCGGCCACUACACCCUGCGCGCCCUGGCCACCGCGGAAUCGCAGCACCGAAGCAAAGGCCUGCGCGCCUAUCUCGUGGGGCGCAAGGCCCAAGCCGCCGAGACCAUCAUCGCCGAAUGCCGCGCCCUGUACCCGGCGGGCGAGUACAUCUUCGUGCCGGCCCACGACCUCUCGCUGCUCGGGGAUGUCGACCGCGUGUGCGCCGAGAUCCUGUCCCUGGAGCGCGAGCACGGCCAACCAAGCGCGAAUCCGCCGCGCAUCGACUAUCUGAUGCUGUCCCACGGCGGAGCACCCUUCCAACCCCGAAAAGAUACCGCCGAAGGCCUGGACACGACCAUGGCCCUGCUCUACUACUCGCGCAUGCGAGCAAUCACCAACCUCCUCCCGUUACUCCUCGAGUCCCCGCUGCCCGCGGCGAUCGUCUCCGUCUACGCCGCGGGGUAUGAGGGUAAGCUCUACGCGGACGACCUGUCGCUGCGCGACCACAAAAUCUACAGCUACGCGCAGGCGCGCUCGCACAUGAUCUACAUGCACACGUGGUUCCUGGAGCAGCUGGCGGAGCGGCACCGCGGCCGGCUGCGGCUCGUUCACAUCUUCCCGGGGCUGGUGCUGGGCCCGGCCUUCGCGAACCCGGAGCUGCCCGCCUGGUUCCGGGGGUUCUGGCGCUGGGUGUUCGUGCCGCUCUUCGGGCGGUGGGUCGCCGUGCCGGCGCGGGAGUGCGGGGCCCGGAUGCUGAGCCUGGCGGCGCCGCGCUAUCCGCCGCGGGGGCCGGGCGGCGCAUCGGCUUCGGCUUCGGCUUCGGCAGCGGUGGGGGAUCAUCGGCGGAAUAAUGGAGAUGUGGCGAUGGGAACGGAUGGCAGCCCGGGCGGUGGGGUCUACUCGCUGGGCUGGAAAGGUGAGUCGAAUAUCCAACUUAAGGCAUACGAGAAGUUCGAUUUGGCGGAGAUGAGGGCCAAGAUCUGGGAGCAUACGAUGAGGGCUUUCGAGACGAUUGAGAGAGGAGAUGUUUUCAGGGAUUGA